Molecule: messenger RNA, 5180 nt
Organism: Dreissena polymorpha
Lineage: Eukaryota; Metazoa; Mollusca; Bivalvia; Myida; Dreissenidae
Exons: 6
Coding region: 1060-1971 (303 amino acids)
Source: RefSeq, a predicted model, not a curated record
ACCCUGCCAUCAUAAGAAACCACGUGAUGAUAGUCGAGCAACGUGAUACGAUAAAAAAUAAUGGCGCCUUACAAUAUAAAGUGUUUCUUUAUUUCUGUUCCUUAAGCCUUAGCAAUUGUCUGUAACUUAGUUAGUUAUAAGUGUAAACCAAUAACUGAUAACUAGGAAAGUGGACAGAAUAAAGUCGAGUGCGCCCGCUAAUAAAGUAAGUUUAGAACUAUGUUAAAAUAUGUUAUGUCUCAUCGAAAUCCAGGCAGACGACGUAGAAAUGAUAGAUAACCAUGUGUACGCCGAAGAAGAAAGUGACGGAGAAUUGUUUCCUUUGUGAAAACAAAAGAGUUUUUAGUUUGACUGGAAAAAAAGAAUCAAAUUAUAAUGAAGCAAUUUCUUAUUUAUUAAAGCGUCCAUUUAAGGAUUUUGUAUCUGCAAAUCAAGAGGCACAAAUUGAAUUAGGAGUUUGUAGAGGGUGUGACGCCAAAAUUAAAUCUGCUCAUGAAAUUGUAAAAAAAACUGGACCUGGCUUUGAAUGAUGGCGUUCAAAUAUCAGACUCAACUCGAUUUAAGCGUGGCACAGUCUCGCCCAUAACCCCAAAAUUAUCUUCAACUGUGAAGCGUUGCAAACAUGCUCCUACUGCUGGUAAAAAACCUGCAAGGCAUUCACUUGGUGACAUGGCCAUACCAGGUCCUUCCAAGGAGACUUCAGAGGUUGAAGUUGUUGUAGGUCAUUCUGUGCUCACAAAAGAUCAUGACUAUACGGCCAAAGCCGUUGGGUCAGAUCAUGACUACACCAGGGCUUUAAACACAGAUAUGAAACCACAUGACAUUCAUGCCAUCCAUACAAUAACUGCCAUGGACAUAAUCAAGCAGCAUUUGUGUGAGACAAGUGGGAGCACUGAAAUAGUGGACGAAAUAGUGGAUAUUGUCGCCAAUAACAAGAUAUUAUCCAAUCGAGUUCAAGCAAGAUUCUUGGAACAAAUCAACAAUGUCUGCGCUUGAUUGUCCUCUAGAAAUGCUGCAUUUAACAGCAUUCUUCUGAAAAAGAAAAGUGUCUCACAGUUGAUGCAGAAUGGGGAAAACAUUAUUCCAGAAAUAUUACAGGAAAUUUCAGAAAGCCUUCCGUUCGUCCUUGACCUGUUCUGCACAAUGGCAAUAGCUGAGAAAAACCCAUCGGCCAAUAAGAUUGCCAUGAUUGUUGCUGCCUAUGCCAUCCUCAUGAAUGCCAGGAAUGAGAAGUUGUCAGCGUGGCCCAGACUCACAACAGUUGUAUCCAUCGAAGGGCACUUGGAUAACUCGGCACUAACACUUUUCAACCGCAUGGGGCUGACAAUGUGGACAUCAUCCAAACUGCGCCUACUGGAUGAAGCUGGUGAAAUGCUGGAAGACAACAUCGCCAGAAGUCUAAGAAAAAACCCACUUGUCAAAAUCACGGGUGACAAUUUGGACAUCUAUGUCAGAACAGGACAUCAUUCACUGGACAGACACAACAAGGACCUCCACAUGUUUGCCUCAAAUAUCAUGUUCAGCAGGAUUGCACAACAAGGAUCGUUCAGCACUAGUUUCACCAUGCCAUCACUUGGAACACUUUCUCCAGAGAAGUUCUUUCCCAAUGGUCACCACAGAGACACUUUGACAAACACCUACUGUGUAUUGUUAGGAAGAAUACUGGCUGAGUUUAAAGACUUCUCCUGGCUUCAAAAAGUGCUCCCAGCCCACAUCUAUCAUCCUUACCAAGCUGAGAUGAGGCAAAAAACUGAAGUUUUUCAGCUACCAAUCAUCCUUAACAGGGUUUUUUUGGCCCGAUUUUAUAGCCGAAAUUCGGCUAUGUUCCCAAUCCCAAAAAGUAUACUUUUUUUCCCAAAAUGUGGCAAAAAAUUCCAAAUUAAAAAAAAAAAACAAUUUUUUUUUUUUUUUUUUUUUUUAGAAAGAAGUCUAAUGCGUAUUUCAUCUCAAUUUCAAUUCAAUUACAUCUAACAAAGUAUUAUAUGAUUUAGUUCUUUUAAUUUGAAUGAUUAUAAAGAGUUAUAUCAAAUUUAGUAUUUCCCUAAUCAGUGGACUUUUCAUGUGGAAAAAAAAGCUAAUGAUUUUAUUUUCCCAAUUUCAUGUAAAUGCCGAUAAAAUUCCCAAUUCCAAAGCCAUGGGCUAUCUUCCCAAAAAGUGGAAAAAAAACCUGCUUAAGAAUGAGGCCAAGAAGUUGCAGAGCCGCAGACACUGUGUCCAACAUUUUCGAGAAAAUAGAGAUUUCCACAUCAGUAAGGAAAGUUUCUAGUAGGCAUCAAACGCCAGCCAGAAUAAAAGAUAAUGAAGUUAUUGCCAAUUCUUUGAGGGACUUGCGACCUUUUUCUAAAACAAUAGGAAGAGUUGUCAAGGCAUGCCAAAUGUCCUGUGCUCACCAGUCAGAAAAAUUAACUCUGUUGAUCUUAAGUUCAGGAUCAAGCAAGUAGUAGACAGGCUGUAUUAUGGACAUACUAUCAAUUUUGACCAUGAAUCGUCUGAGGAGGACUGCUAGGGUGUGUUACAUGGAGUGACGUAAUAAGUGUGCCCUACAAUUUUAAACCUCAGACCUGUAUAUUAGUUGAUUUGAAACUAAGAGUUUUGAAAUUGUUUGUUAUGGACAUCUUAUUAACCACAAUGCAAGCAAAAAAUGCUUAAAAAUUGAAAAAAACAUCAUUUUGAUAACAUUUAUAUGACAUAUAUUCUGUAUUGGGAUUGCUGGUUGUUGUGCUCAAGUUAUAACAGUACUUUAUGCAACCUUCAGUGUGCAUUCCAUUUGAAUCAAGAUAUUCUAAAUAUAGACAUUAAACAAAGUGUUUCUUUAUAAACGCCAGUUGUCAGAAGAAAUACUUUUUACGUUCAAAUGUGCGUAGUAUUUUGUUGAUUGGGACUACAUGUAUAAUUCAAACUGAACUACAUUAACCCUUUGCAUGCUGGGAAAUUUGUCGUCUGCUAAAAUGUUGUCUGCUAAAUUUCUAAAAUUAGCAUUUUCUUCGAUUUUUUUCAAAGAAUACUAUCUGAAUAGCAAACAGUUUGGAUCCUGAUGAGACGCCACGUUUUGUGGCGUCUCAUCUGGAUCCAAACUGUUUGCACAGGCCUUCAAAAUUCGGUUCCCGCACUGAAAGAGUUAAUGUUUGCCUAGCAAGAACAAAUAUGCAUAACAAAAUACCAUACAAAUAACAUGUAAUUUAAUAUCAUGGUACAUUCACAUCACCUGUGUUUUUAAUCAACUACUCAUUUCAAGAACACAUGUUUAUGUAGAACACAAAUAUGUUCUGUCUGUACACUGAAGAUUUACAGUUUAUGUACAUUUACCAACAGGCUAGUCAUGUGAUUUUUUUUAAUUCAGUAUUAUUUGUUUUAGGUCAGCUCUGGAUUAUUUUCCAGUGCAAAACAAGACAUAAACUAUGUUGUCUACUGAAUGUUAUAACAUGUGUAACUGGCAUUUUGUAAAUUGUUCAGGAGUACAUAUUUUCCAAAAUACAUAAAGAGCACAUAUUUAAAUUUUUUGCAUUCAAAAUAUCUCGGCGUUAAAAUUAUGGUAAAUGCUUCUUUCUUAAUUAUUAAUUGUUUGCCAAAAUACAUCUCAAUUUCGAUGUUUUGUUUUUAAAAUUAAUUUAUAAUACUUAUCAGAAAUUGGAGUACGGAAAAAUGUUAUUAUUUUAAUUAAACAGUUUUUUGCUUCCUGUUUUGAAAAUUGAUUCAUAAAUUUCAUUAGUGUCGCCAGAUUUCGACUUGUGAAGUUUUUUCAGAAUUAUAUUCGUACGGUCAGGGCUUUCUUGGACUGUCACGGGUUGUUGAGACCCAAUAUGUUUGGCAGCUCCUUCAUCAGACUGGUUGGUAAUGUCCCACUUAAUGCCAUAAAUGGGACAUCAUUAAACACUGCAGGAAGAGUCUUCAGCUUUUGAAAGGCUGUCCUGAAUUCCUUUCCCCUAAUAAUGAAAGAAGAUUUAAACAACAAAAGUCGUAAUAUUAUUAUAACUAUACUAGAGUUCUCUUUUACAUUUUUAGAACCAUUAAUAUCAGUAGGGUGCUUUGAAGAUUAUAAAGAGAAAAUAUGAUGAACAUAAUUUUAUAUACAUGUAUUAAGUGAAGAUAAGGCAAAGACUAAAACAAACCUAAAUGCAUCAGUGAAGUUUCCAUUUUUAAUGGCAAUCUAGAAAUUUUAGUAGUCUACUUCUUCUGUGAUCAUUAACUUGUACAAGCACUCACAGCUCAAGCACAAAACAUUUUACAUGAAGUUGACUGAAUUCAUAUAAAAUGGUGUACAUAUAUAAUUAAACAUGUAUACCUACAUCACAACGGUUAAUAUUUAGCUAUUGAAAUUGUCUUUGUGCAUAAAUAAUGAAAGGGGAAAAAAUACCAAUAAAAAUCAUUCUUGGAAGAAAUUAUCAAUACAUUAAUGAUCAAAAUAUACAAAUGCCCUGCAAAAAAAUUUUAUCCUCAAAAUAACACAUGUGUAAAUUAUGGCCUUUGCUGGGAGUUGAACCCAGAUUUCUUCCCACAGAGCAGGGGAAGUGUUCUUACAUUGAACUACAAAGGCUAAUAAAUUGUAUAUGAAAUUAAGAGGAUAUAUGUCUUGACUCUUCUAUGGGGCCCAUAUUCCCUACUCACUUACUGCUGUUUUUGAUUGUGUAUGUGAAUACAUGUGAAAUCCUGUAUAAACAGUAUUUUUGUGUGAGUUCUUGUUUACGCCACAUUAGAUUUAGUUUAUAGAGUAAACGUAUGUUAAAAUCAAUGCAUUAAUUUAUGUACUGAUAAGUAUGAGUACUCCUCUUAAAUAUAAUUACAGUUAAUAUGUUUUUCCUGAUGUAAAUUAUUUAUUGAUACAUGUACUCAGUGUGCGAAAUUCGCACUAGCUUGAAGGGUUUUGGCUAGUGAAAAUCCUUUCGAGGUAGUGGGAAUUUAAAAAUGUAUAUAGUCGGGCCAGUAAGAAAUUUAACUUUUCUAUACAAUACAAAUGUGUAAAAGAAUUUGGGAUAUUACUUUAAAAUUUGAAUUUCGCACACUGCUUGUACUACUUAUGUUAUUAUUAUUUUAAACGUUUUUUAACCUUGCUUAAUCAUAAUUUCAAGUGCUUGUUAAAAUAAUGUAUAUAUGUCUAUUAAUGUUAUUAUCAUAUUGCAUGUAUUAACAUCUGUCCACAUGGGCAAUUGGCCUUCUAAAAAUGCUGUUAAUAAAAUCUUGAA